UGCCACCGGAACCAGAGCAAGGAGAGCGCUCUGCGCCCGCUGGGAGACACACACACAGACCCCGCCCCUCCACACACAAACACACACACUCACACAAAAAGGCCUUUUUCGGUUUCAAUCUGGCACACCUGGGCGGCGGGAGUCAAUUCGCUUCAACACGGACACAGGCACACUUGUUCACGCUCCGCGCCCCAACCUGCUGUUCAAUAAUAAAUGAGGCCGGGGCAAAAGCACACUCACACACAAAGAAAGCGAAACAACAGCAACAAAAAAGAGGUUUGUUGCAGGAAUGCGUACUUGGGAACGAUUCGACAGCAAACAAACACAACUACGGUUAAUUAAGAUGCGGGAAAUCACUCACAUCCAGGUCGGGCAGUGCGGCAACCAGAUCGGUUGCAAGUUCUGGGAAGUGAUAUCCGACGAGCACGGCGUGGACCCCUCGGGCCGGUACUGCGGGGAGUCCCCCCUGCAGCUGGAGCGCAUCAACGUCUACUACAACGAGGGCCGCGGCUCCAAGUACGUGCCGCGCGCCGUGCUGGUGGACCUGGAGUCCAGCACCAUGGACACGUGCCGCUCCGGGCCGUACGGGCAGCUCUUCCGGCCGGACAGCUUCGUGUUCGGCUCCACGAGCGCGGGCAACAACUGGGCCAAGGGCCACUACACCGAGGGCGCCGAGCUCAUGGACGCCGUGCUGGACGUGGUGCGUCGCGAGGCCGAGGCCUGCGACCUGCUGCAGGGUUUCCAGAUGACGCACUCGCUCGGCGGCGGCACGGGCUCCGGCAUGGGCACGCUGCUGCUGGCCAAGAUCCGGGAGGAGUACCCGGACCGGAUCCUCAACACCUUCAGCAUCGUGCCGUCGCCGAAGGUGUCGGACACGGUGGUGGAGCCGUACAACUCGGUGCUGUCGGUGCACCAGCUCGUCGAGAACACGGACGAGACCUUCUGCAUCGACAACGAGGCGCUGUACGACAUCUGCCACCGCACGCUCAAGCUGGGCUGCCCGUCGUACGCCGACCUGAACCACCUCAUCUCCGCGGCCAUGUCGGGGGUCACCACCUGCCUGCGCUUCCCCGGGCAGCUGAACGCCGACCUGCGCAAGCUGGCCGUCAACAUGGUGCCCUUCCCGAGGCUGCACUUCUUCAUGCCGGGCUUCGUGCCGCUCACGGCCCGCGGCAGCCAGCAGUACCGGAACGUCACCGUGCCCGAGCUCACGCAGCAGAUGUUCGACAGCAAGAACAUGAUGGCCGCCUGCGACCCCCGCCACGGCCGCUACCUCACCGUCGCCGCAGUCUUCAGGGGCAGGAUGUCCAUGAAGGAGGUGGACCAGCAGAUGCUGAACGUGCAGAACAGGAACAGCCCGUACUUCGUGGAGUGGAUCCCCAACAACGUGAAGACCGCCGUGUGCGACAUCCCGCCGCGCGGCGUGCGCAUGUCCGCCACCUUCAUCGGCAACACCACCGCCAUCCAGGAGAUCUUCAAGCGCAUCGGCGAGCAGUUCUCCGCCAUGUUCCGGCGCAAGGCCUUCCUGCACUGGUACAUCGGGGAGGGCAUGGACGAGGCCGAGUUCAUCGAGGCGGAGAGCAACAUGGGGGACCUGAUCGCCGAGUACCAGCAGUACCAGGAGGCCGUGCCCGACGACGAGGACCUGGACGUCGGCGGCAAGGAAUAG
Messenger RNA from Thrips palmi, 1669 nucleotides. Its product is annotated as tubulin beta chain-like. Lineage: Eukaryota; Metazoa; Arthropoda; Insecta; Thysanoptera; Thripidae. The coding region runs from base 290 to 1669 and encodes 459 amino acids. The transcript has 8 exons. The record is from RefSeq and is a predicted model, not a curated record. Gene Ontology annotation, biological process: microtubule cytoskeleton organization; mitotic cell cycle. Gene Ontology annotation, molecular function: structural constituent of cytoskeleton; GTP binding; GTPase activity. Gene Ontology annotation, cellular component: cytoplasm; microtubule.